CAUGUGAGCAAAUGGCAUUAGUCCUCCAUACUUUGGGUGUGUGGUCUUACGUAUAUCAAGUGUACAUUCGUUCAUACAGCAGACCAUUCAAGAUGGCGCUAGAUUUCGCUGCGACGUACAAAGUUCUUGUUCUUGGCGAUUCAAAUGUUGGAAAAACAUGUAUUGUACAUCGAUACUGUGACGAGAGAUACUACGAUACGUACAUAUCGACUAUUGGCAUUGAUUUCAAGCAGAAAAUAGUCAACUUAGAUGGGACGCCUAUAAAAUUACAAAUAUGGGAUACAGCGGGCCAGGAGAGGUUCAGAACGCUAACGACGGCUUAUUACCGGGGAGCAAUGGGGAUCUUGCUCAUGUAUGAUGUCACAAGUUUGGAUUCUUUCAACCACUUAUCGUACUGGCUUCGAAAUAUUCAAGAGAACGCUUCACCAGACGUCGUAAAGGUAUUGGCAGGAAACAAAAGCGACGCCACUUUGCAACGAGCUGUGGCGGCGGAGAGAGGAGAACAGCUGGCCGAAAAUUUCGACAUGUCGUUCUUCGAAGUUUCUUGUAAAGAAGACAUAAAUAUAGGGGAAGCUUUCCUAACACUGGCACGAAGGAUAAGGGAACAAAGGGACAGAAGGGCUAGCUUAUUCGACAGCUCAGAAAAACGAGAUGGCUCAGAAGUGGACCUAACUAAGUCGAAAAUACAACAAACGGGGGAGGCGUGGCGAUGCGCCUGCUAGCUGCAUCAAUCACAUCAACAACUAAUUACCUCACCGUGCAUCAUUCCCUUGCUUCUUUCUUGUGGUGGGAUACUGACGGCUCGGCCUCCAUGUUUGGAAGUUAUCACUGCAUGAAUGAGAUCAAAGAUGCAGAUCGCUGUUGAGACCUAAUGAAGACUGGAAGGAAUUAAACCUGGAAUGCAAGUAAGAUUAACCCUAUAGGCGCGAGGAUGCCUUGAAGGAGAAUGAAUAUGGUGACUAUGAGGUGGCUGAAGCUGCAGUAAACCUCAUGUAAUUAAUAUUUAAAUUACAAUUCGUGUCCGCUUGACACAUAAUACAUCGUACUUUCAUUGCCGAAACGAAUGCUAUGAACACUCUGUGUUGGGGGGAGGGGGUAAUAAAAUUAAUAAAUUCGCUAUGUGACUAAAAUAUCGUAUCUCAUUGAAGUAAAUGUCACGUAAUUAAUGUUCUGAGUUUUAGUUGCUAUCUACUUAAAAAAAUAUAUCGCAUUGUGUUACUGAAAUUACUGUGUUAAAUGCUCAGUUUAUAUAGGAAUUCACACAGCUCUUCAUUGGAUAUUUUAGGGACAUAAACACAUUUUUUUCUCGAAGAAAUCCGAAUAGACCUCGCUGGUAUAUCAAUUUUGGGGUGUAAUUAUACUCGGCCUACAAAAACAAGUCCCAUUGGCAUGCAGAUGAUGAAGCUCUAGGCUUCCUUCUCUACAUAUACUAUUAUAUUCCUUUUCCAGCCAAAAUUACUUGAUUAUGUGACCAGAAUGCUUAUAUAAUUGGAGAGGAAUAUGGAAAGUCAUGUUGGAGAGGAAAACGUACCAGGCUCUAAGGAGACGCGGAGGAGGUAGAUCCAUGGAAUUUCUUUCUGUGGCAUCAAUGUGGUGAGAUGUUGAAAACCGACUUUUGAAGGCAACACCCAAUUGCAGUUUCUUAGUGCUGCAACAUAAAUUACACUAUUUUAUGAGUUUUGAAACUGAGUCUGACAUUGUAGGGUCUGAGGGUCUCACAGCAGUGCUAGCGAAGUGGUUGAACUUCAUGCUGUCAUGUCUCAGAAAAUAUAACUCUUUGAAGUCUGACAAGGAUAUGAACACCUCAUGUUAAGACCUUUUCAAGGGCUUGCAUGACUUUCCUCGCUGGUCAAUAAUAUCUUGAGGAUGCGACCUGUUAACCUAGAUUAACAUCUCUGACUUUUAUAGGUGGACAUUGCGUGACCAACACUGAUCUUUAGAUGCACUGUCACAUGACCUCACACCAAUCGCACUUAUAGCACAUUGGUUAUAUAAAUGUUUUGGACAUUGACCUGUAAUUGUGGUUGCUCAGCCUAAGGAACAUUGCAUAAAUUUCAGUACCAGGUAAUAAUUUGGUUUGAUCCUAGAAGUGGAUUAUAUUCAUAUUUGUUUCCCAUAACUUACAUUUAUUUGGAAAUUCAGUUUCUUGUAUGAAGUUGGUUUU
Molecule: messenger RNA, 2164 nt
Organism: Cryptotermes secundus
Lineage: Eukaryota; Metazoa; Arthropoda; Insecta; Blattodea; Kalotermitidae
Product: ras-related protein Rab-8B-like
Exons: 6
Coding region: 12-722 (236 amino acids)
Molecular function (GO): GTPase activity; GTP binding
Source: RefSeq, a predicted model, not a curated record